Molecule: messenger RNA, 2927 nt
Organism: Drosophila guanche
Lineage: Eukaryota; Metazoa; Arthropoda; Insecta; Diptera; Drosophilidae
Gene: IleRS-m
Product: isoleucine--tRNA ligase, mitochondrial
Exons: 6
Coding region: 39-2864 (941 amino acids)
Biological process (GO): isoleucyl-tRNA aminoacylation
Cellular component (GO): cytosol
Molecular function (GO): aminoacyl-tRNA deacylase activity; ATP binding; tRNA binding
Source: RefSeq, a predicted model, not a curated record
GCUCUCAGCUGUUUUUUGCCGGCGGCUUCCCCCUCAAAAUGUUGCGUGUUUUUAAUUUUCGCGUUGGAAUUCGCGUAUAUUCUGUGAAAGCAGCCAAAAAAGAUGCCAAAAAGUAUACAGACACGAUUAAUUUACCAAAGACCAAGUUCCCCAGCCGACUCAGUGCAGCCAAACGCGAGGAUCAGGAGCGACAUGUGCUGGAGAACAAGAUAGCUGUUUCUUAUGAAUAUCAGGAGCAACGACAACUGGGUAAACCCACAUUUGUGCUGCACGAUGGACCACCCUAUGCGAACGGACAGCUGCACAUGGGGCACGCAGUCAAUAAGAUCCUCAAAGACAUUACUUUACGGCAGCGGGUGGUCCACGGACAGGAAGUCAAUUACAUUCCUGGCUGGGACUGCCACGGUCUGCCCAUUGAGCUGAAGGCUGCAAGUGCAGCAGAGGGCCAGAAUGCAGCUGAAAUACGACAGAAAUCACGAUCCUUUGCCCAUGAGGCCAUUCAGUCACAGAAAGAGGAUUUCAGCAGCUGGGGGAUACUGGCCAACUGGCAAAAGGACAACAUAUACAUGACCUUCCGUCCAGAAUUUAUUGCCAAUCAGCUGCAAAUGUUCCACAAUUUGUAUGAACGCGGCCUCGUAUAUCGGGAUUUAAAGCCGGUGUACUGGUCCCCGUCAUCCAGAACAGCACUGGCUGAGGCUGAGCUGGAGUACGAUGCCAAUCACAAAAGCCCUUCAGUCUAUGUGCGCUUUGCCCUGAAUCCCAAUGGACUGGAGGUUGAGACCAAAGGAGCACAAAUCUAUGCACUGGUGUGGACCACAACACCCUGGACGUUGCCUAGCAAUCAAGCGAUUUGCUACAGUGCCUCCCUCGAGUACGUUUUGGUCAGACUUUUGGACCGCAGUCCAAGGGAACUUUAUCUCGUGGCCUCCGCUCUCGUGGCAGACUUCGCGGCCUCUACGCAACUCAAAUGCGAGGUGGUUCAGACGUUGCCUGGGAGCUCAUUGAGCACGUUUACCUACAACCAUCCCAUAGACAAGGCACAGAAGAGUCUACCCUUCUUCGAUGCCAGCCAUGUGCAGGACAGCAAGGGCACCGGCCUGGUACACACAGCACCUGCGCACGGACCAGAGGACUUUCUGGUUAGCCUGGCCAAGAAAAUACCCGUCAAGUGCAUGGUGAAUGAGGCGGGCGUUUACACGAAGGAAGCGCCUAGUUUUCUACACGGUCAAUCAGUGCUGGAACAGGGUAAUCCACUCGUGCUACAGCACAUAGCAGAGGAUGUUGUGCACUCUGCACAGCUGGAGCAUUCGUAUCCCAUUGACUGGCGCACCAAGCAACCAGUUAUCAUUCGAGCCAGUGAGCAGUGGUUCAUCAACACAGAUCGGCUGAAAUCCCGUGCUGCCGCAGCACUGGAGCAAGUAGAAAUCUAUCCACGUACCAAUGCUGAGGCUAGCAAACGGGCAAUGCUUACCCAGCUACAGAAGCGACCCUACUGGUGCAUAUCGAGGCAGCGCGCUUGGGGCGUGCCCAUACCUGUGCUCUACAGUCGAGAGACGGGACAGGUUGUACUCAAUGCUGCACUGAUAGAACAUCUCUGUAGUCUGCUGCGCAGUCAAGGUUCAAUGGACUUUUGGUGGUCCAAACCACUGGAGGAACUACUGCCUGCACACAUAGCAGCAGAACUCGGCCACGAAGUGAAGGAUCUGGUCAAGGGCAGUGACAUAUUCGACAUUUGGUUCGACUCGGGCAGCACCUGGUCUGCAGUGCUGCAAAAAGAACAGGUGGCGGAUCUCUAUCUGGAGGGUUACGAUCAGUUCACGGGCUGGUUUCAAUCCUCGCUGCUGACGAGCAUCGCUGCUCGCGACUGUGCACCCUACAAGGCGCUCUUCGUUCAUGGCUUUACAGUGGAUGAGAAAGGCCACAAAAUGUCCAAGUCGCUGGGCAAUGUAAUCUCCCCCAAACAGGUUACUAAAAAAUACGGCACAGACGCUCUGCGCUGGUGGGUGGCCUCCCAUGGCACCCAAAACAUGUCCAUUACAGUCAGCGACAAGCUGCUGCUGCAGGCGACUGAGAACCUCAGCAAGGUGCGCGGUACGCUGCGUUAUCUAAAGGGUGUGAUUGGAGAGCAGCAACCAGCCCAAGAGCAUACAAUGCAUGAUGUCAGCUAUUUAAACAAGUAUCUGCUGGCCAAUUUGGUUGACUUUGAAGCAGAGAUUGAAAAGCUGUACAAAGCGUAUGAGUACAAUCGCGUGGUGGCCUGCAUUCAGAACUUCAUUGCCAACCAGGUGUCUGCCAUUUAUGUGCAUCUGAUCAAGGAUCGCCUGUACUGCGGCGACGAUCGUGAGCUGCUCGCCAUUCGGCAAACGCUGACCCAUUGCUAUAGGCAGCUGUGCAAGAGCUUGUGGCCCAUAGCUCCCUUUUUGGUGGAGGAAAGCUGGAGCUACUAUGACCUAUCGGGCAGUGCCUUCCACGAGCAGUUGGUGCAGGCCCAAAGUGGCUGGCAUGACCCCAGGGCCAUUGAAGUUGUCAACGCAGCGCUCGAUGUUAAGCGUCUGAUCAACCAGCAGGCUGGAGAAGUCAACAGUUGGCACCUGGCUGUGACCAUCAUGAGUGGCAGCCAGCUGGAGCUGCUGCGGGAAUUGCAACCGACUAUCGGUGAAUCCAUGCGCAGCUCCGAGCUGUGUGAGAUACUGCAGGUGGGCAGCGUGACAGUCGUGCAAACCGAUCUGAAUGAAGAUCUGGAAAUUUCCCUGACAACACUUGACACGCCGCUCUGUCCGCGGUGUCGUCGCUAUAGUCUAGAGGAAGAUGCCGAAGCAGAGACGUGCAGGCGUUGUUCCCAGGUAAUGGAAUUGAAAAACUAGUCGUUCAAUCUUGUUGUUAAUAUUGGUGGAAGAGUAGAUGUUGAUGUGGUUUAUGGUUAAAAA